This is a messenger RNA of Erinaceus europaeus (western European hedgehog), 2730 nucleotides long. RefSeq names its product sperm associated antigen 6 (gene SPAG6). NCBI's taxonomy places the organism in Eukaryota, Metazoa, Chordata, Mammalia, Eulipotyphla, Erinaceidae. Gene Ontology annotation, molecular function: microtubule binding. The record is from RefSeq and is a predicted model, not a curated record. The coding region runs from base 102 to 1631 and encodes 509 amino acids. Gene Ontology annotation, cellular component: acrosomal vesicle; microtubule cytoskeleton; sperm principal piece. Gene Ontology annotation, biological process: sperm axoneme assembly; filopodium assembly; neuron projection extension. The transcript has 11 exons.
UACACACGAGGCUCGUCAACUGUCAGCGGGAAGUGGAGCGGACAACCGCGUCGUUGUCUCAGCAACCACGCAGAGCAGCCGCGGAGCAGCGCCGUGGCGCCAUGAGUCAGAGGCGGGUGCUGCACGUGUUCGAGCAGUACCAGAAUGCCCGGACCCAGUUCGUGCAGAUGGUGGCAGAGUUGGCGACCAGGUCCCAGAACAUCGAGACGCUGCAGAACGCAGGUGUGAUAUCUUUGCUGCGGCCUCUUCUUCUGGACGUGGUCCCCACAAUUCAGCAGACUGCAGCUCUGGCUCUUGGGAGACUGGCUAAUUACAAUGAUGACCUAGCAGAAGCCGUUGUGAAGGGUGACAUUCUCCCACAGCUUGUCUAUUCAAUGGCAGAACAGAAUCGUUUUUACAAGAAAGCAGCGGCCUUUGUGUUAAGGGCAGUUGGCAAACAUUCUCCUCAGCUAGCUCAGGCCGUGGUUGACUGCGGAGCUCUGGAUACACUGGUGAUAUGCUUGGAAGAUUUUGACCCUGGAGUCAAGGAGGCUGUUUCUGGGGCUCUUGGAUUUAUUGCAAGACAUAAUGCAGAGCUGUCCCAAGCUGUGGUGGAUGCAGGAACGGUUCCUCUUUUAGUACUUUGUAUCCAGGAGCCAGAAAUUGCUUUGAAGGGGGUUGCUGCUUCGGCUCUCAGUGAUAUUUCAAAGCACUCUCCAGAACUGGCACAGACAGUGGUGGAUGCAGGAGCGAUUGCUCACUUAGCCCAGAUGAUCCUGAAUCCCGAUGCUAACUUAAAGCAUCAGGUCCUCAUGGCUCUCAGUCAGAUUGCAAAACACUCUGUGGAUCUGGCAGAAAUGGUGGUUGAAGCAGAGAUUUUCCCAGUUGUACUUACCUGUCUAAAGGAUGAAUCUGACCAUGUGAAAAAAAAUGCUUCUACUUUAAUUAGAGAGAUUGCAAAGCAUACGCCUGAGCUUUCCCAGCUGAUCGUUAACGCAGGAGGAGUAGCUGCCAUGAUCGAUUGUAUUGGCUCCUGCAGAGGAAACAUCCGGCUGCCUGGAAUCAUGAUGCUGGGCUACGUGGCAGCUCAUUCUGAGAACCUGGCCAUGGCGGUGAUCAUUUCCAAGGGUGUGCCUCAGUUGUCAAUCUGCCUGUCAGAAGAGCCAGAAGAUCAUAUUAAGGCUGCUGCUGCCUGGGCCCUAGGACAGAUUGGGAGACACACUCCUGAGCAUGCAAAGGCUGUCGCGGUCACGAAUGCUCUGCCAGUUCUGCUUUCUUUGUACAUGUCAGCAGGAAGUACUGAAGACCUGCAGACAAAAUGUAAGAAAGCCAUAAAGAAUAUUCUACAAAAAUGUACCUACUUGCCAGCCCUCGAGCCAUUUCUGUAUGAUGCGCCUCCCAAUAUUCUGAAGCAUGUCGUUGGACAGUUCAGUAAGGUGCUGCCACACGAUAGCAAAGCUCGGCAACUUUUUGUCACAAGCGGGGGACUUAAAAAAGUUCAAGAGAUCAAAGCUGAACCCGGAUCUAUCCUUCAAGAAUACAUCAACAGCAUUAACAACUGCUACCCAGAGGAAAUAGUCAGGUACUAUUCCCCUGGAUAUUCCGACACACUUCUACAGAGAGUGGAGAACUAUCAGCCACCUACUAAAUAAGCAAAAUCGUAAUUUACUGAUUUGCCAUUGAUUUACAACAGUAGAAAAUUUCAGGAGUAUAGCUCCAUGCAUAAAUGUCUGUGAAGCUUAAAAAGUUCAGGAGCCGUCUCAUCACAUCAAAAUGAUGCUUCUACCCACUUCUCCCUUCCCUCUCAUAACCAUAAUAUUCAGAGUUGAAGCCAUUUCUGUCUUGCCAGCUUAUUUGCUUUCACUAUUUAUAUUCCACGAGUGAAAUAUUCUUAUAAUUGCCUUUCAUCUGAUUUACUUCAUUUACCAUAAUCUCUUCAAAUUACAUCCAUGUAGUAGAGAUACGACUCCCAUUUUAUUUUUUUAUGACUCCAUUUUUUAAUAGCUCACUGGAUUAGUAUUCCACUGAAUAUAUAUAUAUAUAUAUAUACAUAUAUAUAUAUCACAACUUUUUUUUUUAAAUGCAGUGUCAGAGACUGAAACCAGUGUCUCAUGCAUGUGCUUGAUCAGUGUGUUGCCUCUCUGGUCCAGUAAAAAAAAAAAAAAAAAAAAGGCUUGCUCUAGAAUGAAAGAGUUUCAGAGCCAGAACAGUGCACCACUUCCCCAUCCACAGAGCUCCACUUAUGUCCAUGGGCCCUAGCUCACUGGAAGGACACUCACUCUACUGCUGGGCCACCUUGCCAGCCUCACCACGACUCCUUCAUACAGCCGGUCAUCCUUUGAUGGGCAUUUAGCCUGAUGACAUAUUUCAGCUAUUACGAAUAAUGCUAUGAAGAAAGAGGUGCAAAUAUUCUUUCCGAUUAGUGUUUGAUAUCUGUUGGAAGAAUACCUGAAAGUGGUAUUGCUAGGUUAUAUGGCAUUUCUAAUUUUAUGUUGGCUUAUUAUAGUGCUGGGGAUUGAACCUAGGAUCUCCGAGCCCAGGCAUGAAAAGUCUUUUGCAUAGCCAUUAUGCUAUCUUCCUAGCCUUCUAACUUUAUUUUUUAUUUAAGAAAUAACCAUGGGAGUGGGAGAGACAAUUUUGGUAAUGGAUGCAGUGUGAAACUAUACUGUUGUAAUUUUCUAAUUUGUAAAACACUAUUAAAUUUUUUUUUGAAAAUAAAAACAUGCAAAUUCAAAGGAAAAAAAAAGGAGC